CACCAAACACAGUGCCAGUUAAAGAGUAAGAUAAAAUGGAGGAAGCAGAGGAGGAACAAUCACUUGUGGCUCAUCACGUAAUGGAUCUGCAGGGGUUGCCGGAGGGUUGCAUAGCCAACAUCGUAUCGUUAACGAGUCCUCGAGAUGCAUGCCGGCUGUCUUUGCUUUCUAAGACUUUCAUGUCGGCGGCGGAUUCCGACGCCGUUUGGGACAAGUUCCUUCCGCCUGAGAAACGGACCAUGUCCCCAGAGGAGCUUGGAUGCUUUGCCGCCAAAUCCAAGAAGGAUGUCUACUUGGCUCUGUACCCUGUCCUCUUCAGCGAGGGUAAAUUGAGCUUUUCACUGGACAAGUGGAGUGGGAAAAAAUGUUACAUGAUUCCUGCAAGAGAGCUUGGUAUUGUCUGGGGAGGUACUCCGUUGUAUUGGAGAUGGAUUUCUCAUCCUGAAUCCAGGUUUGUGGAGGUGGCUGAGCUUCUUCAUGUUUGCUGGCUUGAAAUGCAUGGGAAAAUUGAAACACGCCUGCUGUUCCCAUUGACUCUGUACAAAGCUUACCUUGUGUUCAAGUUUACUGCAAGGGCUUCUGGAUUUGAAAACCUUCCUGCAGAGGUCAGUAUAGGGCUGGAGGGAGGAGAAACUACCAGCCAAACUGAAUUUCUUCACAGUGGAGUGAUAGACCGCCAUCGGUACCCGAAGGUGAGAUUUGACGGAUGGUUGGAGAUUGAGAUGGGCGAGUUCCUUACUGAAGGUGAAAAUGGGGUGUUGAAAAUGCAUUGUUUGGCCAAUGGGGGUGGUCACUGGAAGAGAGGUCUGGUUGUUGAAGGCAUUGAGGUCCGGCCGGCUAACAGGCAGUGCUUGUAGAAUUCAUCUCGUCUGUAUCAACUUCCUCGAUUUGUUUCAUAUCAAUCAUGUCUGUAAUCUAAGAAAAGCAACACCCUUAUACACUGCAAUUAACUUUCUGGAAUUGACGCUAAUUGAGGGUCAUCA
Molecule: messenger RNA, 983 nt
Organism: Argentina anserina (silverweed cinquefoil)
Lineage: Eukaryota; Viridiplantae; Streptophyta; Magnoliopsida; Rosales; Rosaceae
Product: putative F-box protein PP2-B12
Exons: 3
Coding region: 36-857 (273 amino acids)
Molecular function (GO): protein binding
Source: RefSeq, a predicted model, not a curated record